Rattus norvegicus (Norway rat) is the source of this 3215-nucleotide messenger RNA. The record is from RefSeq and is a predicted model, not a curated record. Lineage: Eukaryota; Metazoa; Chordata; Mammalia; Rodentia; Muridae.
AGACAUGGAGAGGGGAUUUGGAGGAAGGUGGAGAGGGGAGUUGAAGGUGGAUAUGACUAAAAUACACUAGAUAUGUGUAUGAAAUCUUCAAUGCAUAAAAAAAGAGGCUGAAAAGAUGGCUCAGUGGUUGAGUGCAUUCCGCUCUUGGAGAGGGCCUGAGUUUGAUUCCCAGAACCUACAUUUGGUAUUUCACAACCUCCUGGAACCCCAGCUCCGUGGAGGACCAACACCUCUGACCUCCAUGGGUGUAGGCACUUGUGUACAAAUAUCGGUACACAUAAACAUAAUUUAAAAAAUAAUCUUAAAGUGGGGUGGUGGCUGCACACGCUUUUAAUCCCAGAGCUCUGGAGGGAGAGGCAGGAGGAUCUCUGUGAGUUCGAGGCCAGUCUGGUCUUCAGAGCGACUUCCAAGACACAUGGCUACAUAAAGAAACCCUGUCUUGAAAAAAGAAAAAACAAAACAAAACAAAAUCUUUAAAAAAAAACAAUAAAAAAUAGUUUUUUAAAAGAAUUCUAUAACAUCCUGUGCUUAAGAAUGCAGAACAGCUGUGGGUGUUAGGGAUCUCCAGGGUGAUGAAUGGUGCACUUUUAUUUUAUUUGUAUUCCUUAAGAUUUCUUUUUAGUUCAAGUGUAUGAAUGUGUUUGUCCGCAUGCAUGAAUUACAUCAUGAGCACACAGUGCCCAAGUCUCCAUCUCCUCAGGGCUUUAAGGCCACGGGAGCCAAUCACCAUCAACUUAGCUUUUCCUCGGGCGUUAAGCUCCUCAUGCCUGCACGGAGGUAUUUUACCCGUUGGGCCAUCUUCCCAAUCUCAAAACUCUUUAACGACCUCAAAACAAGAUAUGGAUUCUCUAGUUUGUACUGAAACCUACAAAAAGCCAUCUGCUUUUAUCGUUGCCAAGAGGGAAGUGUCUCCAUUUUCUAUAGAGAGAGAGAGAUGAAUGACCUGAUGUUCGAACCUGCACCCUGCCUCUUCUAAAAGUCUCCAUCUAUCACGAUCUGCCUUGACUGCCCCAGACUUCUGGCCUUCCUCCUAGGCAAGGUGGGAGAUGCCGGUCACCUGCGCCAUUCUCGGCCUGAGGAUUCCCAGGUGGGUGGGGCUAGGCACCGGGAUUGGUUAAGGCAAGGGGGCCUUUGCAGGCAAACAGGACGACUGGCAGAGCCCUGCUACAGCCACCACCACGAUUGCCAGCCCGGCACCCUGCUAGCUGGGGCUGCUUGCUGGCCUGCUUCUGGGUGCCCUGCACGCCAUGGACACCAGGGGCCACGGCUGCUCACUCUCCUCGCUCUAUGUGGGCGAUCUGCACCCCGACGUGACCGAAGCUAUGCUCUAUGAGAUGUUCUCCCCCAUCGGCACUAUUCUUUCCAUCCGUGUGUGUCGGGACGUGGCCACCCGGCGCUCUCUGGGCUAUGCCUAUAUCAACUUCCAGCAGCCUGCUGACGCGGAGCGGGCACUGGACACGAUGAACUUUGAGAUGAUCAAAGGCCAGCCCAUCCGAAUCAUGUGGUCCCACAGAGACCCAGGCCUUCGAAGGUCCGGUAUGGGCAACAUCUUUAUCAAAAACUUGGAGAAUUCCAUUGACAACAAGGCUCUGUAUGACACCUUCUCCACCUUUGGGAGCAUCCUGUCUUCUAAGGUGGUAUACAAUGAGCAUGGAUCACGGGGUUUCGGCUUUGUGCAUUUUGAGACCCACGAGGCUGCCCAGAAGGCCAUCAACACCAUGAAUGGGAUGUUGCUGAAUGACCGGAAAGUUUUCGUAGGUCACUUCAAGUCUCGCCAGAAGCGGGAGGCAGAGCUGGGGGCUCGGGCCCUAGGAUUCACCAACAUCUAUGUGAAGAACCUGCGCGUGGACAUGGAUGAGCAGGGCCUCCAGGACCUCUUCUCCCAGUUUGGAAAGACGCAGAGUGUGAAGGUGAUGAGAGACAGCAAUGGGCAGUCCCGGGGCUUCGGCUUCAUCAACUUUGAGAAGCAUGAGGAAGCCCAGAAGGCUGUGGACCACAUGAAUGGGAAGGAGGUGAGCGGGCAGCUGCUCUAUGUGGGCCGGGCCCAGAAGCGGGCAGAGCGGCAGAACGAGCUGAAGCGCAGAUUUGAACAAAUGAAGCAGGAGAGGCAGAACCGCUACCAGGGUGUGAACCUUUAUGUGAAGAACCUGGAUGACUCCAUUAAUGAUGAUAGGCUGAAGGAAGUUUUUUCUACCUAUGGAGUGAUCACCAGCGCUAAGGUGAUGACAGAAAGUAGCCACAGCAAGGGCUUUGGCUUUGUGUGCUUUUCCUCUCCAGAAGAGGCAACGAAGGCUGUGACAGAGAUGAACGGGCGCAUCGUGGGUACGAAACCACUGUAUGUGGCCCUGGCACAGCGCAAGGAGGAGCGGAAGGCCAUCUUGACCAACCAGUAUAGGAGACGCCUCUCUCGCUCUGUCUUGAGCUCCUUCCAGCAGCCUACCAGCUACCUGCUCCCUGCUGUACACCAGGUGACAGGAUGUCUCCAGCUCCGGCUGAGGGAACAGAACGUCACAGACAGAGGUUCUGUUGAAAUGACCUUGGACAAGCUGCUCCAAUCCCUUAAAGCCUCAUUUGAUCUGUCUUUAGAGGGGCCUACAUGCUUUCUUUCUACAACCCAGACUAUGUACUAUAGUUCUGCCUCCAUAGCCCCAAUGCAACCUGACCCCAGGUGGACAGCCCAGCCUCAUGGACCUUCAUCUACCUGCCCUCCAGCUGCCUCGGUGGUCCAGCCUCUAAGCACGGCACCGCACCCCUGUAUCCACCUCAGCAGUGCCAGCCAGGCCUCCAGCCAGGUGCCUCACACGCAGAGAGUAGUUAACAUUGGUACCCAGACUACAGGACCAGGUGGGGAGGGAUCCUGUAUUCCAGGCCAGCCUCUUUUGGCACAUAGAGGAUCCUCCGCUGUACACAGUGCCCAUGGGGUCCAGGAGUCGACCGUGUAUGUCCCUGGCCAUCAGCCUCUGACUGUGUCCAUGCUGGAUGCUGCACCCCUGCAUGAGCAAAAGCAGAUGAUCGGGGAGCGUCUCUACUCCCUUAUCCACGAUGCCUGCGCCCCACUGACUGGCAAGAUCACGGGCAUGCUGCUGGAGAUGGACAACCUGGAGCUUCUGUUAUUGUUGGAGUCCCCAGAGUCCCUCCACGCCAAGAUAGAAGAGGCCGUGGCAGUACUGAAGGCACAUCGGGCAAUGGAGUCAGCAGACAGUUACAGGAACUGA